Recurvomyces mirabilis is the source of this 528-nucleotide messenger RNA. RefSeq lists its product as uncharacterized. The coding region runs from base 1 to 528 and encodes 175 amino acids. Lineage: Eukaryota; Fungi; Ascomycota; Dothideomycetes; Mycosphaerellales; Teratosphaeriaceae. The transcript is spliced from 2 exons. The record is from RefSeq and is a predicted model, not a curated record.
AUGACCGCACGAGAUGCUCACACCUUUCGUGAGUAUCAUGGCGAGAAUAUACCGCCUUACGUUAUUACCUCACAUCGAUGGUCGAACGAUGAAACGACCUACAAGGAUGUCCUAAAGAAGAGGAACACUACCAGCAAAGGCUGGGGCAAGAUCGAGGGCUUCUGCGAUCGAGUGCAAAGUGACAAUGGGCUCCUCAAAGCGUUCGACAACGCUACUUGCUGCGAUUGGAUCUGGGUUGACACGUGCUGCAUCGAUGCUAGGAGUAGUGCUGAAGUGUCCGAAUCCAUAAACUCGAUGUUCCAGUGGUAUGCUGAUGCACAGGAAUGCUAUGCUUACUUGACUGAUGUGCGAUCGAUUCCCGCGAGUGGAGAUGUCAGCGAAGUCUUGGAUGACUUCAGGAAGAGCGAGUGGUUCAGGAGAGGUUGGACAUUACAAGAGUUGGUGGCCCUUAAAUGCGUGGUGUUCUUCACCAGGACCUGGGAGGUCAUUGGGCAUAAAUGUGCCUAUUGCACUGGAGCAGCAAAAUGA